CAGCAGCCACAAAUAUCCACUCUCCCAGACCCCAGACUCUCUUUGGGAAAAAAAAGGGGGAAAAUGGAUUGAUUAAUUCGAAUCCUCAUGGAAUUAGGUCACUUUGUUACCCCAUAUCCGUUGGAAUCAAUCAGGUUUUAUGCCAUGGAAGAUAAACAGUCAGUUGCAACACUCAUAGACUCGACAACUUCUAAGAUACAGAAGCUUCAGAAAGCAUUUGCUGAACUUGAAAGUCAUCGUCCCGUGACACUUAAUCUGAAAUGGAAAGAACUUGAGGAACAUUUCCGUAGGCUUGAGAAGUCCUUGAAGAGACGCUUCCAUGAAUUGGAAGACCAAGAAAAAGAGUUUGAGACAAAAACAAGGAAAUCUCGAGAAAUGUUGAAGCAGCGUGAAGCUGCUGUUGUAACCCAAGAACAAGCUUCACUGGUGAGUCUACAAGAAAAGAGAGAUGCUGCAGCUUUUGCCAUUACUAGUGCUCUAGCAAAGCAUAGGAAAGUAUCAUCCGAGGAUCCUGCUGAUGUCAGCUGUGAUGAGGACAGUGGUGAACUGUCAGUUGAGGAGAAACCACCUGAUUCUGUAGCUUCCGAAAGUAAUUUGGAGAACAUAAAACAUUCUGAGAAUGGUAAUUUCGGGGUGAAAUCUUAUCCUCAGUUGGUAAAACUUUGUGAAGAGAUGGACUCUAAAGGACUGCACAAGUUUAUAUCAGAUAAUCGUAACAAACUUGCUGCCCUAAAGGAGGAAAUUCCUCGGGCAUUGAAGGCUGCAGCAAGCCCAGCUCACUUGGUCCUGAAAUCUUUGAAUGGAUUUUACCUUAUAGAAGCACCAAAUGUGGACCGAAAGAAAGAUUCAAAUCUACUGGGUUUUAGGCGAACCUGUAUUAUGUUGAUGGAAUGUCUUAGCUUUUUGCUGAGUAAUAUGAAUAUGGUUUCUGUCUCUGCUUUAAUCUUUGAAGAUAUUAAGGAGCAAGCAAAGUUAAUUGCUGAGGGAUGGAAACCAAAGUUGGAUGCUCUUGACCUGGGUGCUAGUAAUGGUAAUUCAUUGGAAGCUCAUGCUUUCCUGCAACUUCUUGCCACUUUUGGUAUUGCUUCCGACUUCAAUGAGGAAGAACUCUCAAGGCUUAUCCCAAUGGUCUCUCGUCGUCGUCAGACAGCUGAUCUCAUCCGUUCCCUUGGUUUGUCUGAAAAAAUGCCAGGUGUAAUUGAAGUUCUGGUGAAUAGUGGAAGGCAGAUUGAUGCAGUUAACCUGGCUUUUGAAUUUGAUCUUACGGCACAGUUCUCACCUGUACCUUUACUUAAGGCCUACUUGAAGGAGGCGAAAAAAGCUUCUUCACCUGUUAAGCCUGGAAAUGCCCCUAUCACUGCUCAGACCGAGUUUAAUGAGCGGGAGUUGGUGACUCUGAAGACUGUGAUCAAAUGUAUUGAGGAGCAUAAUAUUGAGGAACAAUUCCCUGUUGAUCCACUUCAGAAGUGGGUUCUCCAAUUGGAGAAGGCUAAAGCAGACAAGAAGGGACCUGCCAACCACGACAGCCCCACUCUCCUUGGUUCUGCCACUUACAACUUCCCCCCCACUCAUGGUAACUACUUCGGCUACCAGUAUCAGGUUCCUUAUCUUCACUAAUUUUCCUAAAAAUGGAAGAAGGUGACAGCGAGCCUCUCACUUAACUAUUAGCCUUAACCUUCCACGUUGCAGUUUAUGAAUACGGAUUUAGUACCUAAAAAAGAUGAAAA
Molecule: messenger RNA, 1727 nt
Organism: Hibiscus syriacus
Lineage: Eukaryota; Viridiplantae; Streptophyta; Magnoliopsida; Malvales; Malvaceae
Product: FRIGIDA-like protein 3
Exons: 4
Coding region: 88-1617 (509 amino acids)
Source: RefSeq, a predicted model, not a curated record